CCCCCCUACCACCUCCGUGGUAAGUUGCAGCUCGUCUCACCUCUGUGUGACUCUCCGGUGUCGUCCGUCGCAACAUUUCCUCGCCAGGAAGCCGGAGCGGUGAACAGAAACCCGGUCAGAAACUUAAGGAAAGUUGAGUUCAGCAGUGGGCGGGGACAUCAUGUACAGACUCCUCAGCCGACAAGGGCGGAGGACGCGGAGCUGCCUCGCGGGCCAGACGCGCUAUGACCAUCACCAUCACCAGGCCGUCAUGGCCAUCCGGCGCGAGGACGUCAACGCCUGGGAGAGGAGGGCGCCGCUGGCCCCGAAACACGUCAAAGAGCUCACCACCGCCGGCGUCAAGGUCCUGCUCCAACCGUCCAACCGCAGAGCCAUCCACGAGAAGAACUACAUGAGGGCGGGGGCCGUCCUGCAGGAGGACCUGUCCGAGGCCUCUCUGAUCCUCGGGGUGAAGAGGCCGCCGGAGGAGAAGAUCCUCCCCAGGAAGACGUACGCUUUUUUCUCCCACACCAUCAAGGCCCAGGAGGCCAACAUGGGGCUCCUGGACAACCUGCUGAAGAAGGAUGUUCGUCUGAUCGACUACGAGAAGAUGGUCGAUGCCAACGGCUUCCGGAUCGUAGCGUUUGGUCACUGGGCUGGAAUCGCAGGAAUGAUCAACAUCUUGCACGGAUUGGGGCUUCGCUUCCUGGCUCUCGGCCACCACACUCCCUUCAUGCACAUCGGCAUGGCUCACAACUACCGCAACGUCAACCAGGCCAUCCAGGCAGUGAGGGAUUGUGGGUAUGUGAUUUCCAUGGGGCUCAUGCCCAAAUCCAUCGGCCCCGUGACGUUUUGUUUCACCGGCACCGGCAACGUCUCCAAGGGAGCCCAGGACAUCCUCAACGAGCUUCCUGUGGAAUACGUUGAGCCUCACGAGUUGAAGGACGUCUCUGAAACAGGAGAUAUGACCAAAGUGUACGCCACCGUUCUGAGCCGACAUCACCACCUGAUGAGGAAGAGUGACGGCUUCUAUGACCCCAUGGAGUACGAGGUCCACCCGGAGCUGUACACCUCGCACUUCAGGACCAGCGUGGCGCCCUACACAACCUGUCUGAUCAAUGGUAUUUACUGGGACCCCCAAACCCCUCGACUCCUCAGGCGACUGGACGCCCAGAAGCUGAUGCGACCCAAGACCUCCCCCUCAGUCACCGAGGGGUCACCGGGGCUGCCUCACAAACUGCUGGCCAUCUGUGACAUAUCCGCUGACACCGGGGGCUCCAUCGACUUCAUGAACGAGUGCACCACCAUCGAUAAGCCCUUCUGCAUGUACGACGCCAACCAGCACAUCGAUCACGACAGCGUGGAGGGAAACGGGAUCCUCAUGUGCUCCAUCGACAACCUUCCCGCUCAGCUCCCCAUCGGAGCCACGGAGUACUUCGGAGACCGACUCUUCCCGUACCUCUGGGAGAUGCUGCCUUCAGACGCCACCAGACCGCUGGACGAAGAGGACUUCAGCCCGCAAGUCAGAGACGCUGUCAUCACAUCGAACGGAGUCCUCACCCCGAAGUUCGAAUACAUCGAAAAACAUCGAGAAAGAAGAGAGAAGGCUCAGAUCAUGAAGAAGACCGGGAUGAAGCGCGUGCUGCUGCUGGGCUCGGGAUACGUCUCCGGACCCAUCGUCGAGUAUUUGACCCGCGAUGAGAAGACGCAGGUCACUGUGGCGUCGGUGCUGCUGAAGCAGGCAGAGGAGCUGGCGGCCAAGUAUCCCAACACCAUCCCCAUCAUGCUGGACAUCGGCAGCCAGGAAGGACACCUGGACUCUCUGGUCGAAGAUCAUGACUUGGUCAUCAGCAUGCUGCCGUACACUCUUCACCCGCUCAUCGCCAAACACUGCAUCAGGAGGAAGGUAAACAUGGUGACAGCCAGCUACCUGAGUCCCGCCAUGAAGGAGCUGCAGAGCAGUGCGGAGGAGGCCGGCAUCACCAUAGUGAACGAGAUGGGACUGGACCCGGGUAUCGAUCACAUGCUGGCCAUGGAGUGCAUCGAUAAGGCCAAAGCCGACGGCUGCACCGUGGAGUCCUACAGCUCGUUCUGCGGCGGUCUUCCUGCUCCUGAAUGUUCCGACAAUCCUCUUCGCUACAAGUUCAGCUGGAGUCCGUACGGCGUCCUCCUCAACACCAUCAGCCCCGCCAUCUUCCUCCAAGACAACCAGGUGGUGAGCAUACCGGCUGGCGGCGCUCUGAUGGAGUCCAGCACGCCAAUGGAUUUCUUUCCUGGUUUCAACCUGGAGGGAUUUCCAAACCGCAACAGCACCAUGUACGCCGAGUCUUACGGCAUCCACACGGCGCACACACUGAUCAGAGGAACACUGCGCUUCAAGGGCUUCUCAAAGGCCAUGAGUGGGUUUGUCAAACUGGGUCUGAUCAACAGCGAGCCCUGUCCCAUCCUGAAGCCUACUUCAUGCCCUGUGUCCUGGAAAGCGCUCCUCUGUAAGCUGAUGGGAUUGUCCUCUUCUGUUUCCCACGACGCCUUUGAAGAAACCGUAUUUGAACGCAUCGGAAAAGACGACUUUGUGAUGGACACCCUGAGAUGGUUUGGGAUGCUGAGCGACGAGUCGGUGGUUCAUGCCGACAGCGUUCUGGCCGCUCUGGCUAAACACCUGGAAGCUAAAUUAUCCUUCGAUAAGUCCGAGCGCGACAUGAUCAUCAUGAGGAACGACAUCGGGCUUCGCCACCCGACCGGCGAGCUGGAGACCAAACACAUCAGUCUGGCGGUGUACGGCGACCCCAGCGGCUUCUCCGCCAUGGCCAAGACUGUGGGUUACCCAGCAGCCAUUGCUGCCCGCAUGGUCCUCGAUGGUGAAAUCAUUACAAAGGGACUCGUGGUGCCGAUGACGAAGGACAUCUACGGGCCGGCGCUGGCCUGCCUGAAGGAGGAAGGACUUCACUUCAUGUCCAAGAGCACCCUGCAGGAGUAAAAGCUCGAGCCUCCAGAGAGAUCAGUAAUCACUAUGAUUAAUGUUCAACAAACCCCAGAGAACAUUUAUUAAAAUAAAAACACAUGCAAUCAACUGCCUCUUUACCGACUUUAUCCAAACUGGAUCGGUCGAAAGGUUGAAGGGAAAAAAAGCCAAAAAGGUCAAAUGUUUCAAUCCCCAGAAGUAAUAUUUAAUUGUGUUCAAAUUAAAUGUUAGAAUAAUUUCGUGAUGUUUUAAAGCUGUUUGUAAGUUUUAGGUCAGAAGCAGUAAAAGGCAGCAGCUCAGAUCAUAUUCAUUAAUCUGCAGUUUAAUAUCAACACUCUGAGUUUGUCUAUUGUGUCAGAGAAAGGUUCUUAUGUGAAGAUGUUUAAAAGCUGGAGUGGUCCAACAGUUUAGGCGUUUAAAAGCACAAACAUUGUCUCAUUAAUCAGGUCAAACUACUGUAGAAACUCUUGCUGGUAAACUAUUCCUGGAGACUUGAUAGUAAAUUCUGACAUCCAACAUAAAAACCAUUUGCUGAUCGCAAGUUCUGAUUUCUGCAUUAAUUCUAAAUCCCAUACAAACCCAGCUCAAUACUGCACAGACCUUCAACAACAAAACAUCACCGUAGUCACUAACUGGCUUUCUUCAAAGCCGUGAUGGAAAUGAACCACAGAGUACUGUUAACAGCUCCCAUUCUCAGGACAUUACAUCAUGAAGCCGUUCAGAGUGAACGCUAAUGAAGCUAAGAGCAGCUGGGAAUGAUUAUGUUCAGCUGGUUGGAACAGGUUCAUGAGUUAAUCGUUUUAUUUUGUUAGUCAGAAACUAACACAUGUAUGCAAUAUGAUUACCUCACAGUCUCAAUAUCUCAAAGAUGUAUUGUAAUACUAAAACAAUAUUUAUAAUGCACUUUAAAUAUACAACUCCAAAAGUAUUAAAUCAGAAUCUAAUGAUCACCACUUAAUAGAUUUUGUUCAGCUUCUACAGCUCGUUAUCCAGAAGUAAUAGUUUAAUUAAGCGGUACCAUCAUUUCAAAAAUGCUAAAGACCGCAUGUGGAGGAUUCAAAAAUGUCUGAUUCUUAACAUCAUAAUGAUUUUAUCAAAACUGCACUGUGCUAAAGAGAGCACCGGUUUUUACCUGGUUUGACAAAACACGAAAACUUUCGCCAUCUGAUCGAUUUAAAAUAUGACAUAAUCUCGUAACAGUUCCAAAGCUUCAAAGCUUAUCCCAACAAACUUUAGUCACAAUGAAGACAUAAAGCCCUCUAUCUUGAGGCAGGGUAGCUUAUUUAAAGUGAAAAAAGCUCAACAAUGUGAGCUAUAGUACAAAAAUGUACUGUUAGCUGAUGUCCUUUGUCUGUCAUGCUAACUUCAGCUAGUCUUGUCAGUCUGUGAAGCUAACGUUAGCUUCAGUCUGUGAAGCUAAUGUUGUCAGUCUGUGAACCAAUCUGAACAUUUAGAAAGUUCUUAAAAAUGUUACAGAAAGUAAAAAAUAUAUGCGACCACUAGAAAUGUUAUCUUUAGAAUAUUGUUCAUUAACUCAUGAUCUAGAUUCUGUAGCUGAAACGGCGGCGUAUGUGGAGCUCUGAGGUAGAACAUUUGAUUUGAGUUGUUUUAAAAGAUGAAUUCUGUAUUUCUGGAACCUAAAGUUUCCCAGACUCUAGGAUUUGUCUUCCACAUGAGCAAUAUUUAUUUCAUUUUUUGUGGAGGAUGUGGUCACCUUGUAAACGGUUUGUUAAAUGCUUUAAACAAAUACCCAGAGAGAGAUAUUUUACGAGUACCUGAGAUAUAUUUUUUAAAGUAAUGCAUUCAUAUAUGUAUACUUAAUGUAGUUUAUAUGUGGGCAUCCAGAAGGUUUUAAACGGCAGCGUGUUGGAUAGAUUUAUAGGUUUGUAUCUCAUGACACAAAGACUGGUAAAUUCAGAUGAAACUACACAUGUUGUGGGCAAAAGAGAGCAACACUAACAUGUUGGCGAUAAAAGUAUUGGUUUUAUUUACCGCCUGGUGAAACCAUUUUUUUGUCCUUAAUGUUUCAGUUGACAUUGACGCCACUCAUUUGUCUGUAAAAGCUUGUUUUGAUCGAACAUUUUGCUUUCUAAAAAUGUUAUAUGAAUAAAACAAAUUCUGUUACAUUC
This is a messenger RNA of Anarrhichthys ocellatus (wolf-eel), 5070 nucleotides long. RefSeq names its product aminoadipate-semialdehyde synthase (gene aass). NCBI's taxonomy places the organism in Eukaryota, Metazoa, Chordata, Actinopteri, Perciformes, Anarhichadidae. The record is from RefSeq and is a predicted model, not a curated record. Gene Ontology annotation, molecular function: saccharopine dehydrogenase activity. The transcript has 24 exons. The coding region runs from base 161 to 2956 and encodes 931 amino acids. Gene Ontology annotation, cellular component: cytoplasm.